UAAACCCUGUUGUCGCAGUGAGGUCAGCGAUAAACCUCUCUCCCUUGAAGAACAAAGCACCUUGGGGCAAUGGCCAUGGCGGCCUCAAAUGGCCUAAAUUUCACUUUUAGGGAGCCAAAGUGCCUGAAUAUCCGAUCAAACCCCAAAAAGAUCCCAUUUUUCAGGUGCCACAGGAGUUUCCAAUACUGUAGGCUUGUUAGAAUCAAUCCCAUGCGUUGCAGAGUGAUAUUGCAUGCAGCAUCUUCUGCAGGAAGUUCAAGUGCAAGUAGCCGGGAAAAUCCUUAUGAGGUUCUUGGGGUAAGCCCCAUAGAGGGAUUUGAUAUGAUUAAGGCUGCUUAUACCAGAAAAUACAGGGAUGCAGAACGAAGAGGGGAUGAGGCAUCCAUGGCUCAACUUGAAAGGGCAUAUGAUCAAAUUAUGAUGGCACAGCUGAAAAAUCGUAAAAAGGGUGUUACCUUUGGAUCAUUUCAGGUAUCCAAGGAUAUCAAAUAUGCUGAUAAACAGCCACUUAUACCGUGGGGACCAAGGUUCUCAAAAUCAAGUGUAGAUGACAUCCGCAUUAAUAUGGCGAUAACUGCUUUUUUUACAAUUUGGGCGGUCGUGAAACAAAAUGCUGAAUGGAAGCCUUUGCAGUUCUUAGCUUUUGUAUUCGUCUAUAGAUUGUUUGAGAAGUUAAAGUCAUUUGAGCCACCUGCUCCUCCCGCAUUUAAUGAAGAUGGUGUUGAAGAUGAAGGGCGGGCAUUGCGAAUGGGAAAGCGGCUAUUACGCUCUUUAUCGCUUGUUUUCGGCUGUAUAGCUAUUUCAUCCUUGGCCUUUACUGGAAUCCUUAACAUAAUUGAAUUGGUUGGUCGCUAUAUACCAGUUUUUCUGUACAAUAAUCAGGAGUUGUUCGUCACUAGUUCAUCUGCAAUCAUGCUCCAUAUCAUGGCUUCAUACUACAGAUGAAAUGACAGAUAUCAUGUUUUUCAACAGUUUUGUAGAGAAUGGAGUCUAUCUUAUCUUUUUCGUCAUUGUUUUCAAGGCUUAGCGUGAGUCUGUUAGUUUUGGAGAUUCUUUUUGAUUAAUUUUUGUCUCCUACACCUUUCUUUGUUACAUUAAGUAUGUACCCUAAUUAACAUCUCUAUUGGAUCUGAGUAAUUCACAUUGACCCUGUGGCAUUAAUUGGUCAUGAAAAAUGAUAAAUUUGCAGUGAAAUGUUUAUGCUACACGUGACUU
This is a messenger RNA of Amborella trichopoda, 1215 nucleotides long. It is a transcript of the gene CJD1, whose product is annotated as Chloroplast J-like domain 1. Lineage: Eukaryota; Viridiplantae; Streptophyta; Magnoliopsida; Amborellales; Amborellaceae. Gene Ontology annotation, cellular component: chloroplast membrane. The record is from RefSeq and is a predicted model, not a curated record.